AGGCCCGUGGCGAGGUUCGGCCUCCGCGCGGGGCUUUCGCUGGCGGCCCUGCCCGGGCCUCCCCGCCUUCCGACCGCCUCUGUGCAGCUGUGCCGCCUUUAAUGCGGGGUGUAAGGCAGUUACCCCUACACAAACACACACACACACACACACAUUUUCUGAGCCACACACACACACGUUUUCUGAGCCUUACUGCCCCCACCCCCGCCCAUUUUGUUUACUGUAUGAUUAAAGGGUUUGAAACGAAUAUCAAGUUAAUCCUUGAAGGAUUAAACCGCAAGACAUUUGUCCUGGUGGUGGAAAAUGACGGAUAAAUUUGGGGAGGAAUAAAGGUUUUUCAUCUAUAAUUUGGAAACUAAGUCCAAAACAAAAUGAAGCCAGCACAGCAUCUGUCAGCCUCUAGUAACAAAUUGGCAAGUGUUCAAGAAUCGACUUAUAAAAAAGGACCUUUGUCACCUAAGCUGAAGGAAAAACAUAGUGCAAAAUUAGUACGUGAUAAAAUGGAGCCAAUGGUCUUAAGAUCGCCACCAACAGGAGAAUCCGUUGUGCGAUAUGCUUUGCCUAUUCCAUCGAGUAAGACAAAAGAGUUAAUAGCAGAAGAUGAAAUGAUCAGGAAAAUUACCAAACAUUUGAAGAUGGUUGUUUCCACUUUUGAAGAUAUCUAUGGACUUAAUAUUGAAAAUGGAGUAAUGCCAAUCAUAAAGUCUGAAAAUGAAGAAUUACCUUUAUCUGUUGGGGAUGGUAUGAAUUCAUUCUUGGUAUGUUGUUCACAACUUGCAUCUCAGCUGGAAGAAUCAGUUAAGAAAGAGCGUAAUAUUUUGGAAUCUCUUUUUAAGUGGUUUCAGCAGCAAGUCAAUCAUAUGGAGGAGAUAAGUAAAGAUCAAACUCUUUUAGAAGCAGAGCUUCUAGCAGCUGAUAAAACAAUCAGCAUUGCACAACUAGUAACACUUAUGCAAAAACUUGAAGACCUGAGAAAUCGCCUUAAACAGGGGAUUAAAUUAUCCUCUAGAACCACGUUGACUAAAUCCAUGGAUAAAGAAAGUCAAAUAAAAGCAGUGAAAAGUUAUGAAAUUAUACAGCAGAAAAUUGAAGAAUUCAUAAAAUCCCACUCAUCUGAUGAAUUUGUAGAUGUUUCUGCAACCGAAUCACAAACUACUUAUUCACUGGCUAACCGAUUAAAUACUAUGUUCCAAAUAUUUGAAAACCAGUCAAAUGUGUUGGAGAGAACGAUAGAUGAUCAAGAUUUGUUAGAGUCUAAAUAUAAGGAGAUGCAAAGUGAUCUUGAAUUGUUGUCAGAGGAGAAAUUGGAGUUGGAAAAUGAACUACAAAAGUUGAAGAGUACAGAGAUUACACAGAAAACAAAACCUGAUCGAACAAAGAAAUCUGUAAAAACAGGGAAGAAAAAGGAGAAAGGAAAAUCUGAAAACUUAGAACAGAAGAUGUCUGCAGCCAAACUGCUUAAAAUGCAGGAAGAUUUGCUUCAAGCACAGAAAACAGCACGUACUCUGGAAACUGAAAACAAAAUUCUUCAGGAACAACUGAAAAAAGCUUUACAGGAAGCUGAAAGAACUAAGCAUCAACUUGACGGUUUCCUAAAUCAAGGGAAGGAGUUACCUAUCAGUGAGGGGAAGACUAAACCGUUAAUGGAUAUUGAUAUUAGUAAAACAAAAGUUAAAGAAGAGUCCAAAAAUAAAUCAUUGGACAGAGAAACAAGAAGAUCAUUAGUUUCAGAUUCAGGUGGCCAAAAGACAAAUAAUAGUACCCAAGAACAUCCAAAGAUCCCAUUGGUCAAAAAUGGAAGACCAAUUGAAGAAAGCUCAGAGAAGAAAAGAUCUAGCCCUGCUAUUUCAGAUAUUUCACAGAUGCUCAAGUCUCAAGAUGGAUCAGCUUUUCUAAAGAGUUCAAAGGAAGUUUUAGUUGAAGACCUAUCCCAUACAUUUCCAUCAGAGAACCAUGACAAAUCAUUCACAAUGAUAACACCUAGUGAAGGAAUUCCAGACUCACUGCCUGUUGAAAUAUCACCUCAGGAGAAUGAAGCAGAAGCAUCAUCCUUCGUUUCACUUCCUGUUCUUAGUGAAAGAAAAUCAAUGGGUAGUGAUAUCUCAAAGGCUGAUGUUUCAGAAGAUAAUAUACAAAGGAAUAUAGAAAAACAAAUAUACCAAGCAGCAAGAGAAGAUCAAGGUGAGAAAACGUAUGAGAUAUCUGAUAGUGUAACACCCAUAUACCCAGACUCAGAGUUAAAAGAUCAAACAGAAUUUGGAAUACCUGGAGAUAAUAUUUAUUAUGAAGUAGCCGAUGAAAAUCUAUUGCUUGCCUAUGAAGAUUCAGAACUAACCCAAAUAGAACAGGAUCUACAAACUACAAGAAUGGAUAGACGCCAUGCAUUUCUUAUAGCUCUGCAAUCAAAUGAGGAGUUUGCUUUAGUUUCAAAAGUCCAAUCGCAAAUCAAAAAGAUUAAUGCUACCAGAAUUCAGAGUUUUCAUAGUAAUAAAGAAGAACUAUAUGAAAAUCCUGUGACUGAGCAUCAAGAUUCAAAAAUAGUAAAGAAACAAAGAACUUUUAAGGGAGAAAGACUAACUUCUCAUGAUGUUGUACCAGAUGCAAAUCGUAUGCCUUUGCAAGAAUCCGUGUUGAAAAAAAAAUUGCUAAAGGCAAAAGAAACUUCUAAAACAGAAGGAGUCACUGUUUAUAAUGACAUAUCUGAUGAAAAUCUUGUGCUUCAACCUGAAGAUUCAGUGUCACAUACUCAGUUGCAAUUAAGGAAACAAAAAACAACCAGAGGAAAAAACCCCAGUACUCAUUUUGUAGUGCCAGAUGAAAAUCUUACAUUAAUGCAACAACCUUCAACAUCCAAAACCCAAAUGCAAGAACAGAGACAAAUGACUUCUGGUGGAGGAAGGCACAAUACAUUUUCUUUGAAAAGCCCCCAAAAGGAUAUAUUACUUGAAAAAGUAUUGCCUGAGAACGUUUUAUUAUCAAGAAGCCAAUCUCAAACUAAGAAACUUCAAACUACCAGAGAUGAGAAUAUCAUUACUCAGAAAGUGGAUGAUUUAUUAUAUGAAAAUGUUUUACCUGAGGAUAAAAUUGUGUUCUUGAAAAGCCAAUCUCAAGUGAAGAAACCUGAAGCUAUCAAAAUGGAAACAAUAACUAAUCAGGAUAUGAAUAGACUCUCAGAUGAAACUUUGACACUUGAAGAUCUGGAAAGUACUACAGGACACAAAAACCAAUUUCAAACAAGUGACACUGACCAAUCUCAGAGUUUGAGAAAGACUAAUACAGGACACUUAACUGAUACAACUGGAAAAGAUACAACAAAAGGUGAAAUUGAGACACAAUCUAAAAACCAGCCCGAUAUGAGUUUAUUUAAAAACAAAGACAUAUCCAUACCACAGCAAGAAGAUAAUUUCUCCAAGCACGUCGUACCAAGUACAUUUCCAACAAAAGUGGUGACUUUAUCACCCUUUAGCAAUCAAGGUGUGAAUUUACUUAUAAACAAAGAUAUGCCCAUACAGCAACACCAAGAAGUUAUUUCAAAUAGAGAAGUUACACCAAGUAAAGUCCCCAAGAAAGUGAUCAAUUUGUCACCAUUUAACAAUCAAGAGGAAACUUUUGAUGACACAUCACCCCAUGUGGCUGAACCUCCAAAAACAGUCCAUAAAAAAUCUAGGGUCCGUUCAAGCUUUUCUAAAUCUAUCCACCGUACUUCAUUGAACCAAGUAUUUCCAGGGCAGUCGAAAAAUAUCAUCUUAAACCAAAGAGCUGUUAACGUUAAAAGUCCUCUGCCUCCUGUGACCUCUAAAAGCAAAAAACCCAUCCAUAAAGUGUUAAAUACCAGUACCCAAAGAAAAUAUGUUCCAAAGCCAUAAUUUUGAGAAUGAAGGGAAUUCUGGGCAAGAUAAACAAUGUGAGCCAAUCCAUGGGCACGGAAUGAAGACUCCAGGUGUGAGGACUCUGUUGAACAUAACCCUGACUUAGGCAGAUGGUAAUCACUGAACAGCUGUAAGAAAUGUCCAUAUCAUAAGGCCUUAAGAGCAGCAGAACUCUCCUUAACUAUAAUAUGGAACCAAUGUGAACCUCUAAGAUCAAAGCCUCUUUGUUGCCGGUGGUAGGAAAGGAGCUCUGCGUCGAAGUCCAGCUUGCUUCUACUCACCAAGGUCCCUGUAGUGGUGUGGUGUAAAAUCAAUUACAUGACAUUUGUGCUCUGCGUGUUUUGAAAAUGUGUUGUUCUUUAAGUGUCACGUUAUUUGCAAA
Molecule: messenger RNA, 4251 nt
Organism: Tupaia belangeri chinensis (Chinese tree shrew)
Lineage: Eukaryota; Metazoa; Chordata; Mammalia; Scandentia; Tupaiidae
Gene: CCDC7
Product: coiled-coil domain containing 7
Exons: 36
Coding region: 372-3866 (1164 amino acids)
Source: RefSeq, a predicted model, not a curated record